UAAAUGUUUUCAAGUGUGGAAAAUGAAAUUUCUCAAUUACAAGAACCAAUAGGUAAUAUAGCCGACAAAUGGCAGCUUUUACCCGCUUUCUUGCGAGCGAAAGGAUUUAUUAAACAGCACAUCGAUUCUUAUGCACAUUUUAUCAACGUAGAAGUUGCUGAAAUCGUGACAUGCGACGUCAACCGUAGUAUUUACUCAGACAUUGAUCCGAAAUUCUAUCUGCAUUUCACCAACUGUGUAAUUGGUAAGCCAAAAAUAAUUGAAGGGAAUUCUGUAACCCAUUUGACUCCUAUGCAGUGCAGGCAAAGAGAUUUAACCUACAGUGCUCCAAUCUUACUCGAUAUGGAAUACUAUUGCGGUGGAAAGAUUAUUCGUAGACUACAAGAAGAAAUUGGCCGUAUGCCAGUUAUGCUUAAGUCGCCAGCUUGUUGGAUGUGGCAAAAAUCAGACGACGAAAUCAUAAAAUUAGGAGAGUGCCCCAGAGAUCCUGGUGGAUAUUUUAUCAUUAAUGGAAGCGAAAAAGUAAUAUUAAUGCAGGAACAACUCAGUAAAAAUAGAAUAAUCAUUGAACAAGACCACAAAAAAUGCUACUGUGCAACCGUUAGCAGUGUGACCAACCAAAACAAGAGCAGAACUCAAGUAUUGUGGCACAACAACAAAUUAUAUGUUCGACAUAAUUCCUUCAAUCAACUCAUCCCUUUUUUUAUCAUUUUAAAAGCGCUAAGUAUCGAGUCUGAUCAGGAGUCAUUCCAACUUAUCGGGAAUACGCAAAAGCUGUUCGAUCUUUUACAGUUCUCUAUUCAAGAUAUUAUAGAGGCUAAUAUUGUAACUCAAACUGAUGCUUUGCUUUAUAUAGGGAACAGAAUGAACCUCAAAAGCUGGCAAGUAGAAAGCACAACUCGUCUAAAGGAAAACAUUAUCAGCGACGCAUAUGAACUGAUUGAUAAAAUUCUACUGUCACACAUACCGGUGAUUGACAACAAUUUUAGACCUAAAGCCAUUUUUUUAUGUUUAAUGACUCAAAGAUUGUUGAAAGUAGUUUAUGGAGAUUGUUCUAUUGACGAUAAAGAUUACUAUGGAAAUAAAAGGUUAGAGUUAGCCGGGCAAUUAUUGGCGUUACAAUUCGAAGAUAAAUUUAAAUUGUGGAGAGAUGAGUAUAAAAAACGCAUUGAGGAAACUUUGAAAAGAUAUUUCAACAUUGUCAGAGAUAAACCACUAGAUACCAUAACAAGAGGAAUAAAACAAGCCUUAUCAACCGGUAACUGGAAUAUCAAACGUUUCAGAAUGGAGAAGAGCGGCGUUUCUCAGGUUUUAACUCGGUAUUCAUAUUUAGGUUCACUCGGAAUGAUGACUAGACUUGUUGCUGGAGUUGAAAAAAGCAUGAAACUUGCUAGACCCAGAUGGCUACAGCCCAGUCAAUGGGGGAUGAUUUGUCCUUGUGAUACGCCAGAAGGAGAAAGCAUCGGUUUAGUUUUGAACUUAAGUUUGAUGACAUUAGUCACCACCGAUGAAAACGAUACCCAAUUAAUAGGCCUCGCCUAUUCUUUAGGUAUUGAAUCUAUCGAAACUUUGUCAGGAGAAGAACUACAUAAUAAAAACGCUUACACCAUAUUCUUGAACGGACUUGUGUUAGGAAUUCAUUCGAAUCCCAACCAUUUUAUUAGUAAUUGGAGAAAACUUAGACGCACUGGAAAAAUCGGUGGUUUCGUUUCGAUUUACUUAAACCGACAAUAUAAGUCAAUUCACAUCUCUUCUGAUGGAGGUCGGCUUUGUAGACCUUUAAUCAUUGUUGAAAAUUGCAGACCGCGGUUAACUCAAAAACACUUGCAGAUGAUUAAAGACCAAGAACUGAAUUUUUUUGAUCUUAUUCAGAUGGGAAUUGUAGAAUGGAUUGAUGUCAAUGAACAUAACGAUACUGUCAUCGCUUUAUUUACUGACAAAAUUGACGAGCACACCACUCAUUUAGAAAUCGAUCCAUUUACGAUUAUGGGAAUCGUCAGCGGUCUUAUUCCUUUCCCUCAUCACAAUCAAUCACCAAGAAAUACUUAUCAAUGCGCUAUGAGCAAACAAUCUAUGGGAGUUUUGAGUUACAAUCAGUUUUGCCGCGUCGACAACGUAUUAUACCUGUUAGUGUACCCGCAGAGACAAUUGUGUAAAACUCGGACAAUUGAGUUGGCAGGUUUAGACAAACUUCCUGCAGGUCACAAUGCUUCUGUUGCUAUUAUGAGUUUUCAGGGUUACGAUAUUGAAGAUGCCUUGAUAUUUAACCAAGCAUCUAUUGACAGAGGUUUUGGACGAUGCAUCGUGCAAAAAAGAUUCAUGGUAGAACUGGCUCGCAAUAGCGAUUUAAAAGACGUAACUUUGGCGCCUCCAGAAAACAAAGCAUCAAACAACAAUUCCAGACCCAAGUUUGAUUACAGACACGAAAUUUUGGAAAAUGACGGAGUUGCUAGAGUAGGCGCUUUAAUUUGUCAAGAUCAAAUUUACUGCAACAAGGCAGUUUCCGUUGGCGUUGUCGAAGAUCUUAGUAUGAACUCUGUUAAAAAAGUUACAUAUCAAGCUCAGCCUGUCAAGUACAAAAGUCCCAAUCCUGCUUACAUUGAGCGAAUUAUAUUGACUGAAAACGUAGAAGAAACUCGCUUGCUAAAAUUUAUUUUUCGUCAGGUUCGAAGUCCGGAGCUAGGUGAUAAGUUUAGUUCGCGACAUGGGCAGAAAGGUGUUGUCGGAUAUAUUUCUCCGGCAGAAGAUUUACCUUUUGCAGAAGACGGUUGGACCCCUGAUAUUAUCAUGAACCCGCAUGGUUUCCCAUCAAGAAUGACUGUAGGAAAAAUGCUUGAAUUGUUAGCAAGUAAAAGCGCCGUUUGUUCUGGCCGACUAGAGUACGGUACAGCGUUUCAAAAACCAAACAUAGAUUUUAUAGCAAAAACACUUACAAAACAUGGAUAUCACUACGGUGGUAAAGACUACUUAACGCUAGGUACAACCGGUGAAGCUUUACAAACUUAUAUAUUCAACGGGCCCAUAUUCUAUCAAAAAUUAAAACACAUGGUACAAGACAAAAUUCACGCGCGAGGUAUUGGACCUCGACAACUUUUGACCAGACAACCAACAGAAGGUCGAGCGAAACUUGGAGGACUACGUCUUGGAGAAAUGGAAAGAGAUUGUUUGGUAGCAUAUGGCGCGUCAAACAUGCUCAUUGAACGAUUAUUAUUAUCUUCAGAUGCGUUCAAUGCUGACAUCUGCAGUGAAUGUGGCCUUAUUGGAUACAACAGCUAUUGCUCGUUUUGCAAAUCAAAGUCUAACGUUCGAAACAUUACAAUCCCUUACGCUUGCAAACUUCUGUUCCAAGAGUUAAUGUCUAUGAACAUUGUUCCACGCUUAUUAAUCAAACAAAUUAAUUCACAAUAA
Messenger RNA from Dermatophagoides pteronyssinus (European house dust mite), 3408 nucleotides. Its product is annotated as DNA-directed RNA polymerase III subunit RPC2-like. The record is from RefSeq and is a predicted model, not a curated record. NCBI's taxonomy places the organism in Eukaryota, Metazoa, Arthropoda, Arachnida, Sarcoptiformes, Pyroglyphidae.